GUACGUGCGCAUGCACGAGUGCUACUUCCUGAUCACGGUGUCAUAUGACUCCGUCUGUUCAUCCGCUCUCUGCGUCGAUCUGUUUACACAAAGACAGUUUCAAUUAAUUAAGAAAAAUAAUAACAAUGUCUACAUUACUAGCUAAUCGACCCGUGGAUCUGAAUGGCCCUGAAGCAGCGGCACGGCAGCACGCGCAAGCCGUGGUCAGAAACUACAUCUCCCAGCCCAGACUGACCUACUCUACUGUGUCCGGUGUAAAUGGGCCUCUGGUUAUCUUGGACCAUGUCAAAUUUCCACGUUAUGCAGAGAUUGUGCACCUCACCUUGCCUGAUGGGACCAAGAGGAGUGGGCAGGUUCUGGAGGUCAUUGGCACCAAAGCUGUCGUCCAGGUGUUUGAAGGAACCUCAGGUAUUGAUGCGAAGAAGACCGCGUGUGAAUUCACUGGUGACAUCUUGCGCACACCUGUGUCUGAGGAUAUGCUUGGACGUGUUUUCAACGGCUCGGGUAAACCCAUUGACCGGGGUCCUACUGUUCUGGCUGAGGACUAUUUGGACAUCAUGGGUCAGCCCAUCAACCCUCAGUGUCGUAUCUACCCUGAGGAGAUGAUUCAGACUGGCAUCUCUGCAAUUGAUGGCAUGAACAGUAUCGCCCGUGGGCAGAAGAUCCCCAUCUUUAGCGCUGCUGGACUACCACAUAAUGAGAUUGCUGCCCAGAUCUGUCGUCAGGCUGGUUUGGUGCAAAAAUCCAAAGAUGUGAUGGACUACAGUGCAGAAAACUUUGCCAUCGUCUUUGCUGCUAUGGGGGUCAACAUGGAGACUGCACGUUUCUUUAAGUCAGACUUUGAGGAGAACGGUUCUAUGGACAAUGUGUGCUUGUUCCUGAACCUGGCCAACGAUCCUACCAUUGAACGCAUCAUCACCCCACGUCUGGCUUUGACCACAGCGGAGUAUCUGGCUUAUCAGUGCGAGAAGCACGUGUUGGUGAUCCUCACGGAUAUGAGCUCCUAUGCAGAGGCUCUGAGAGAGGUGUCUGCUGCUCGCGAAGAGGUGCCGGGUCGUCGUGGUUUCCCAGGUUACAUGUACACUGAUCUUGCUACAAUCUACGAGCGUGCUGGAAGAGUGGAGGGCAGGAAUGGAUCAAUCACCCAGAUCCCUAUUCUUACUAUGCCUAAUGAUGAUAUCACCCAUCCGAUCCCUGAUUUGACUGGAUACAUCACAGAGGGACAGGUGUAUGUAGACAGACAACUGCAUAACAGACAGAUCUAUCCUCCCAUCAACGUACUGCCAUCUCUGUCUCGAUUGAUGAAAUCUGCUAUCGGAGAGGGGAUGACCCGCAAAGAUCAUGCUGAUGUCUCUAACCAGCUGUAUGCAUGUUAUGCCAUUGGUAAAGAUGUUCAGGCCAUGAAGGCUGUGGUGGGUGAGGAAGCUUUGACCUCAGAUGACCUGCUGUACCUGGAGUUCUUGCAGAAGUUUGAAAGGAAUUUCAUUGCUCAAGGUCCCUAUGACAACAGAACUGUGUUCGAGACACUGGACAUUGGUUGGCAGUUGCUCCGAAUCUUCCCCAAAGAAAUGCUGAAGAGAAUUCCUCAGAGCACACUGGCCGAGUUCUACCCGAGAGAGUCCGCUGCCCGCCACGGAGCCUCCUAAGACCACUACACCUUCUGGAGGCCUGGGCUAAAGGUCACCAUGACCUGUCUCACAAAAAAAAAAAUCUCAUCCCUUGUGUUCACCCUUACUCUGACAAGUGAUGUUUAGGAUUACAGGGCAUAACUCUGGGAUAAUACACAUUUAACAUGCAUAAAAUUGUUUCAAAAACAUGUAUGUUAUCGUCUCAUGUGUUAUGACCCCCAGAGAUUAUUCCAAUGUCCCCCAUUGAUGUGUUAUACAUGUUUGUGUGUGCUGUAUCAUGUGGAUAGGAUGUGUAAUUGUGCUUUGCUUUUGUUUCACUGUUUUGUUUUGGAGAUGCAUACUGUCAUGUAGUUCAUUUCUUCUUUUUUUAUUAUUUGAAGUAUUUCACUGUCUGCAGCCUAAAGAGAACAUUAAAAACAUUUGCGCUCAAAGGGAAAUAUUCAGGGCUCACUCGCACAUUUGUGUGCUUGCUCACAUCCUCCAUUCAUCACUGUAACAAGCACACAAAUAAUGUUUCCAAACAUUCCAAUGUAAGUAAUGAGAACAUUUAAUUUACAAAUUCAUUUACGGCCCUUCCCUUGAAAAUAUUUGCUUUUAUUUAUGUUAAUAUUCAAAAAAAAAAAAAAAAUCAAAUGAAUACUUGCACACCAAACUUAAUUUCUGUUCUGCUGAUAGACAGGUAAUUGUAGGUGUUAAAUGAUCGUAUAGCGUGUGUGCUUGUCACUGACAGCUGUUAUUUCCCUUUUAGAAGAGAAUGGAGGAUGUUUACAGCAUCUGUUCUUUGAAAUAUGUUCUGCAAUGUAAGACUGAUUAAACAUUCCCCUCUUGCUCUGUAUGUGUAAACGUGUUUUACCUGUUUUGUUUGCUGUUUAAACCUGUCAAACCUCUCAGAAAAAUUAAAUUAUAUUAUUAUAUCAUGA
Megalobrama amblycephala (Wuchang bream) is the source of this 2548-nucleotide messenger RNA. RefSeq names its product ATPase, H+ transporting, lysosomal, V1 subunit B, member a (gene atp6v1b2a). The coding region runs from base 126 to 1646 and encodes 506 amino acids. The record is from RefSeq and is a predicted model, not a curated record. Gene Ontology annotation, biological process: proton transmembrane transport; ATP metabolic process. Gene Ontology annotation, cellular component: proton-transporting V-type ATPase, V1 domain. NCBI's taxonomy places the organism in Eukaryota, Metazoa, Chordata, Actinopteri, Cypriniformes, Xenocyprididae. The transcript is spliced from 14 exons. Gene Ontology annotation, molecular function: ATP binding; proton-transporting ATPase activity, rotational mechanism.